CGAUUAUAAAAGAAAGAGUUCUCAUCUAUCCUCUAGUAUUCCUAGAUGUGUAAUAAUUUAACUAUGUGGUUCUUUCUCAGAAAAAUUGCAGUAUAGAAAAAUGAUAAUUCAAGACUAUGAAACAGACUAAGUUUCAUACAAAUGUGUAAUUUCCCUUUGCCUGACUAAUUGAACAAAAUGAAAAAUGCCAAUCGCCAUCGCCAUCAAAAUCGUAGAUCAAAAUAUCAAAAUAUUUUUUGGUUGCUCAGAAAAGCUUUUUGAGGUAGUACAUACCUACCUAUUUCGUUUCGAAGUUUUUAAAAAUCUGACUUCAAAAUCAAUGAUUUUUAUGAAAGAUUAAAACUCAUGUAGCUGUGUUUAUCUGUGGUGAAAUGGUUGUAAAAAAAUAAGUGAAGUCAUAUUUUACAAUAACAUGGGGUCAAUGAGGCCAACCGGACGGUUCCUUUCGUUUACGAACAACAUACAGAGAGCACAGAAACAAACUGUGCCUGGCAGUUUCCCUCAAAGUUUAUCUGGCAGUGAAACAGAUGUAUCGACUUCGAAUGAAAAUUUAUCAAGGGAGGAACGUUAUGUGGUCAGGCAUACAGCUCGGGUUGAACCACAGGGACAAGAGAACCAGAGCCAAAUAAAUAAUAAUAGAAACUCAUUGAAGGAAAGCAUCCCAGGAAGCAAUCGUAAUUCACUGAAAGAUUCAGUAGGUGGUUCAAACAGUAACAGAAGUUCUUUAGAUGUGUCAUCAUCCUCAUACAACACUCUAAUAAUUCACAACCAGGAUGAUUCAUGGCCAUCAAGACCCACACCUAUACGUGAACAUGAACGUUCAAGCAGUGAAGUAAAGCACCCUGCUACACAAUCAUCACCUUAUCAUACACUUAAAAAGGCUGAAGUUGGUAAGAAACCAAGCGGUAUACCUUUACCAAAGAGUCAUAAAGAACAACCGGUUACAAGCACAGCUAACUACAUUGAUAUUGGCGGCCAAAGGAUAUACACUAGCCCUCCGGAUCAUGGUGUUCAGGAAAUAAAUGAAAUACCAGACGAUUUUUUAAAUCAGUCGUCAGUAUUAAAACACCUUGCGAAAGAGGUGGCUCAGUCGCCUACACCCCACGGCCUCACGCCUCCUGCCUCGCCUCGAGCUCCUCCAUUGAGGGAGGAACCUCGAAAAAAUAAAGGCAAAGCGUCGAAAGCUAAGCUAAGCAAAGAGAAAUUGAAUUUGUCAAGAUCACAGCCCGAUCUAACCAGCGUGGGUGUCCGCGCGGUGCCGGGGGGGUCCGAGUCGAGCGGCUGGUGCAGCGGCGGCGAGGGCUCGCUCGAGGAGCCCGACGACGCCUUCGCCGCAGUACUGGAUGCACUCGCCGCCGAGAAUCAGCACCUCAAACGACAACUCGCCGACGCUUGCGAGAGGGUCGCCAAGACGACCAAGUUAGAAGAGGAGGUGGAGAAAGUCCGCAGCGCCCACGAAGAGUUGGUGGGCGCGUGCGACCGACGGGAGCGCCUGGAGCGGGCCGCGCGCGUGCGCCUGCAGGCCGACACCAGGCGGCUGCACGACCUCAACCGCGCGCUCAAACAUCAGGUGGAGGUGUUGUCGCAGGGGAUCCGCACCGAGGGCGACGGCGGCGCGGACGCACUGCGCAAGGAGCUGCAGAGCAGGGAGAUGCUGAUCGCGCAGCUCAUCACGCAGAAUAAGGAGCUGGCGUGCGCCAAGGAGCGGCAAGAGAUAGAGAUGGCGGCCCAGCGCGCCACCCUGCAGGAGCAGCGCACGCACAUCGACAUCCUCGACACCGCGCUCACCAACGCGCAGGCCAACGUCGUGCGCCUCGAGGAGGAGUGCCGGCACGCGGGCGGCUACGUGGAGCGGGUGCUGGGCCUGCAGCGCGCGCUGGGCUCGCUGCAGCACGCCGCCGACCGCCGCGAGCACUCCGAGCGCCAGCUGCGCGCGCAGCUCGAGGCAGAGCUCAACACGCUCAGGAAGCGCGAGUGCAAGUGCGGCAGUGCGGCGGCGGGUGCGGGGGGCGCGGGGGGCGAGGCGGAGCUGCGGCGGCAGCUGCGGGAGCGCGACGAGCGGCUGCUGGCGCUGGAGGGCGAGUGCGCCAAGUGGGAGCAGCGGUACCUGGAGGAGGCCGCGCUCCGCCAGGCGGCCGUCUCCGCCGCCUCCAUACCCAAGGACGCAAAAAUAGCGGCGCUCGAGAAAACGUCGGCCGAGUCGGAGCGGCUCAUGGCGGAGGCGCGCAGCGAGAAGAUCCGCCACAUGGACGAGCUGCACUCCGCGCAGAAGAAGGUCGCCGACCUCGAGAGCAGAGUGAAAGAGCUGGAGUCGAAGGUGGCAGAGCGGGACGCCAUGAUCAAGGUGCUGCAGAAGCACACGAGCGCCGCGUACGAGGCGGGCGGCGCGUCGCUCCGGAACCACUCCAGCCGCGAGGAGCUGGUGGCGCUCUCCUCCGGGGCCUCCUUCUCCAGCGCCGAGGGGGUCACCGGCCGGUACCGCAACCUCACGCGCAGGAACUACUCGCCGCACAACGACAACUCCAGCGGCAUCGGGUUCGAGAGCUCGUCCCUGCGGCUGGAGGAGCAGCUGGCGGCGCUGGACUCGCGGCUGGAGCGCGCGCCCGUGCCCGCCGUGAGUUACCGACACCCGCAGCACGACUACUACUGACGCGCACGCCAUAUACACCGCCCGUUCGAUUACCGGAAAUAAACAGCGUCCAAAACGCUGAGGUCAAAUACCUUGUCCUCACAAAAACACAUGCAAAUUAACUCUAGCGUAGCCGAAUUCCACGUAAGAACUCGUACAGAAGUUUCGAUAUAAAAAAUGUGAGUCGAUUUCAUCAUAGCGUGUUUUCCUCACAAAACACGUGGACGCAACUUUUCGGAAAGCGCUUUCGGACAACAGUUUGACACGCAUACUUUUUAAGUGUGUCGUAAUUUGUUUAGCGCGACGCUGAUUACUCCGUGACGUCACUCUCAGGUGUAAACACUAGAGCCUUACAAAAUACCUACUAAUGACGUCAUUCCCAAUUGGUCCUGUUUUUCGCCUAUCUAAGCGCUUGCAGCGUAAGGGUAGUCCCUGGAAUAGUUUCCAGCUACGCUCGGACUGGUAGGUGAGCCCAUUGCUAACACUGGCCCUAGCAAGAGCAGUGCUUCGCUGAACAGAGAGAAGAUCCGGCGAGAAACUUAGUGGUUUGUGUCUAUGGGUCAGUUGGUCAAUAUUCAAAAAAUAUUUGGAAUUUAUUUGUAUGUUCUCAAGUGUACGUCGGAUCUACUUUGGUACCCAAAAGGUCUAUCACAUAAUACUCAAGGUAAAGGUUAUACUUUCAGAUUUCUAUUUAGGUAUUGGACACAUCACUAUUAGUUCAGUUCGCCCAUUUGUCCGCAUAUUUACUGUAUAGAUUUUCACUAAAUAAUUCAUUUACAAUAUUCUCGAUAAAAAUAAAUUUAUUUAUAUUUAUUUUUGUCAAUUACUGGUGGUGUAUAUGGUGUGUUAUUUUAUUUUUUUGAAUUUCGAAAAUCACACGUUGAUAUAUAUUUAAUUUCAAUAACAAUGCGAAUCCUAGUACUACUUACAUUGUGUGUCUGUGUAAAAAAAAAAAACUAACAUCUGAGUUCCGUUUGAUGUGUGAUAUUGUUUACUGCACGAUGAAAAUGUUUUAAAGCUUUUUUUCUCAAAUAUAAAAUAUAUAGACGAUCGCUUUGAAAAACUCAAAGACGUUCUGUAAAUUAAAAAAAAAGGAAAAAAACCAUUGUGAAUAUAUAAAAUAAAAUAAUUCUGUAUGUUUGUUGUCGGAUAAAACUUGCCAUUAUUCAUCCGAUAUAAUAAUAAAAGUACAAUUUUAUUAAUAGCCCUUUUGUAUGUACCUAUAUUCUUAGGCGGCCUUUCACUAAAUAAUACGGAAAAUCAACGUACAUAUAAAAUAUACCUCAAGUAACGUGUCUUUCGUUUACCUAAUAAAGACAUUGGUACUCAAAGUUAGAAUAAAAAAAAUUAAGAUUCAGUACAAAAAUAAAAACUUUCAACAUUCAAUAAUUAAUAACAUUCCUUUUCAAAGUAAUACCCAAACAUUCCUUUGAGCCAAUUCAAUUCAUGGACAAAAUAGUGAACAGAUGUGAAAUAAAACGUACAAAUACCUGAUCGAGUGUAAUGAACUUGCGCUGUUAUUUAAAAAAAAAAAAAAAAGACAAAACCAAAAUGCGUUGUAAACGCUUGCAAAUCGAUGUCUCUACGAUCUGUGUGUGGCCCCGCACAAGACAGUUAUAACAGCAUCGAGAUAACUUUAGAUUUUUAUUAUUAUCUUAUGAAUCGUGCCUUAACGCAGACUUUUAAAAGUGAAAGCGUUCGCGCCAGCAAAACGUUCCGGACGCGAAAUCGCUUAGUUCAGCAAGAAUCUCUGAGUAUUCGUUCUCCACUAGUUAUCGCCUAGUCUUUUAAGUUUAUAUAGCAUGAGCCUUGAAAACAAUACGAAUGAAUGGAACCGAUUCUAUUCACUAUGAAGUUCUGUAUGAAAUACGGGAUUUUGAAAUGUUUUCGAUUUUUGUCUCUAUGGUUUUUAGUUUCCCGCCUAGUGUAAUUUACAUGUACAUUUUCAAAGGAAAAUAUUUAUUUUUCCGAAAAGAAAAACAGCCAGUAUUAAAAAAAAUAUUGCAUUAAAAUAAAAAUUACGAAAAGCAGAUGUAUUUUUACGUUAAUCCGUAUUGGAAUAGAAACAGAAAUCUAAACGUUAGGUUGUUUAUGGUAGUUGCCGCGGGAAAUGAUACGAAAUUAUUUUUGGAUAACAUUUUAAAAAUAAAUUAGUUUUAGACGUUGGUCACAAAAUCUGCCAAAGUUAGAAUAGGAUUAUUUAAUCGGCAUUUUGAAAAUUGUAUUUCGUGCUAAUAAUUAAAUUCGAUAACAUUGUUUCUUUACGAUUUUUGUACAUAUAUAGUACAUAUUUAUUUUUUAACAAUUAUGUUGCAUAACUGGAAAUUAUGCUUGUCAUACAAAAAUAUAAUUCUAAAUUGUAAUUUUUUACCAAUUUUGAGUACAAUUCUAAAAUUAUCAUUUGUAAUUAUUAGAUCUGUUCUUUAUGUGUGUACCUAUUUUGCCUUUAUUAAUUAAAGCUAAAUUUACGGUAUAUUGACUCUCCGUGUGUAAACUAAGUAUAGGUAAUUAUGUAUGUCUAAUCUUGUGCCUUAUGCGUUUGAUACACAUUUUGUUUUGAGGCUUUAAUAUUAAGGCAUAGUUGUUUAUGUAUAAAACUGAUAUGAGUCGACUAUUAUCAAAGGCGGCAAUCUGACUUUUGGACAAUGAUUGGUAAAUCAGAAAAACGAAUUAUUUACUUUGUAUUCCAUCGGCAGUCACAAAACUCUUCAGAACGACAUCUUAGAUAAAUAACAGGUUAACUAUUAACCUUUAUUUAAUGCAGGUUUUGAACCGUAUUCUUUGAAGCAGACGAUUAUAUUCAAAUCAAUCUGUAUUGACAUAUCAAUAAAUUUUUUUUGUCCAAUUGCACAGACUGCCACCUUUGAUAAUAGACGACUCAUAUGUCUCAUACGAUACAAAUUCGAUGUAAUGUUAUUUUUCUAAGCAUGUUUUUUAAAUAAAAUAAUAAUAAUGUUUUGUU
Molecule: messenger RNA, 5591 nt
Organism: Bombyx mori (domestic silkworm)
Lineage: Eukaryota; Metazoa; Arthropoda; Insecta; Lepidoptera; Bombycidae
Product: angiomotin
Exons: 15
Coding region: 413-2650 (745 amino acids)
Biological process (GO): actin cytoskeleton organization; regulation of cell migration
Cellular component (GO): plasma membrane; cytoplasmic vesicle; bicellular tight junction
Source: RefSeq, a predicted model, not a curated record